Messenger RNA from Maylandia zebra (zebra mbuna), 1836 nucleotides. RefSeq lists its product as uncharacterized. Gene Ontology annotation, cellular component: cytoplasm; nucleus. NCBI's taxonomy places the organism in Eukaryota, Metazoa, Chordata, Actinopteri, Cichliformes, Cichlidae. Gene Ontology annotation, biological process: regulation of cyclin-dependent protein serine/threonine kinase activity; regulation of G1/S transition of mitotic cell cycle; negative regulation of cell population proliferation. Gene Ontology annotation, molecular function: protein kinase binding; cyclin-dependent protein serine/threonine kinase inhibitor activity. The record is from RefSeq and is a predicted model, not a curated record.
CAACUCCUCCGUAGCUUCCCUUUCACUAUAAAAUUAGGGUGGAGGCUUUGUUUGUCAGCAAUCGUUGGGGGGAAAGAGGUUUUCCAAACCUGCUCUACUAAUAGAAAGAUGAGUUUUCGUAAAUAAAUUUUAAUAAACUUAUUGGAUAAUAAUCUUCUAAUAAACAUGCUAAAAGCUCCCGGGAAGUCUAACGGGAAAACAGGCACCAAGAUCCUCCUGGAUGCGAUCUCCAAGGAUAAAGUCCACCUGGCCCGGUUUGUUCUGGAUGCGCUGGAUGGGGAAAUCGUGGACUCCAAAACGGAGGGCGCACAGACUCCCCUCAUCUCCUCUGUCUUGCUGCCCGAUGCCCAGGCUCGGUGUAAGUUUGCAGAGCUCCUGCUGCACAGAGGCGCCAGCGUCAACUGUCGGGACGGAAACGGGCGCACAGCGCUCAGUCACGCCUGUGAGCAGGGACACCUGGACGCGGUGAAGAUCCUGGUCCGAAACAACGCGGACCCGGAGAUUGUAGACUCGUGGGGAAACACAGCGCUCAUGUACGCCGCGGUGGCAGGUCACGCGCACGUUGUCGAGUUUUUGGUGAGAGCUUUCAAGAGGCUGGGUCUUCAGAUAGACCGACAAAACAAAGUUGGAAACUCUGCUAUUGGAGUGGCAAAGUUUCUUGGUCACACUGAAUGCAUCUGCGCUCUCACCAACAAUUCCAAAAAGGGCCGCGAGGACGGAGGCGCUCGUGGAAGUGCGCAGCUGCGACCCGGCGAGCUGGAGAAGAAGGUUGGACAUUUAGCAGACAGACUGGAGGUCCUCCGAGCGUGUAAUCAUGCUCAUUGCCUAUUGGCUCCAAACUGCACCCGGCAGCCAAUCCCGCGGAUAAAGCGGAGCGGGUUGCCAUCCAUGAACUCGAUAGAGGAGUUUGAAACGGAGAACGAAGGCGCCUCCUCGCCUCCACCUGAUCUGGUCCUCUCUGAAGUCUCGACCCUUGCACCCCGUCCUUGUAUUUCUCCCAACCUUAAGCAUCCGAAAACCGAGGGAAGGCCGACCACCUCAGAUGACCCCCUCCCCCCUCUAACGAUGGGCUGUGAGGCUCAAAGAUCCACACUGUUCUCGCCUCGGCCCAGCAGAAACAGCCACAGACCCAGCGCGCCCUCUGCUCUGGGCAUUUUAAUGACCCCCAUUCUUGCCAACAAAAGUGAGAAUGAGUUGGCAACAGAACGAACCAAAAUGUUAGACUUCGGUCUACACAGAUUUCCCGACAGCUAUUAUAAGAAAAGGUGCAGCCUGCCAACCAGCAUGCUCAGCCCCGCACCUCCUGAGCGCACUCUGGUCCCUUUGCGUAAAUCUAGAACCGUGAGGAGGCGCGAAAGGUCUCCCGGCAAGGCUGAACCUCCCCAGGCACCGACUGCCUCAUCUGCAGCCGCGACUUUCUCUGUAUUGAGCAACAAAAUGUUGCGCCGCUUUACUUUCCCGGAGUUUGAAAAGGAUGCGAAAGAGCUGGAACAGGAUCCGACGGCAUUUUCAAUGCGGAUUCCGCGAUCAGAAACUUUUCCACAGGCUGUUAAAAAACAUCCCCAGGUCGACAGCAAAGCCAGCAUCGACAGCAUCAGCUCCGUCAAGUGCGAGUUUGACUUUCAUGUGAGAAAAACAAACGCUUAAAAAGCGUGUUUGCCCGCGUUACUUUAAGAACGGAUUCCCACAAAGAUCGUUUAGACAUGACUUUCAAAACUCCGGUAAUUUCCGUGAGAGUUACCAGAACGCAUUCAUCUUUGAUCUACUCCGUUUGGAGUGGAAACAAUAAAUCCAUGCGACUAAAGUUUUACAUUUACACCCAUAUUUAAAGUACAA